AUGGCCCGAGACGACACGCGCCUGAAGGCUGAGCACCUGAAAAAGAGAGCGGAGACCGCGCUUCGCGAGGGAAACUACAGGGAGGCUUGGCAUGGAUAUACAGAGGCCCUGGAAUUGCUGCCGGACAAGAUCAGCCGCAGCAAGAUCUACUGCAAUCGCUCUUUGGCCUAUCUCAAGGCUCUGAGAUACAGCGAGGCCCUGGACGACGCAGAGGGGACAGCGAGCGAGGCAGAGUGUGACAGGAUGCUGUGGGCUGUGAUACAGCGGCUCACAAGGGAGCAGCUAUGCCAGAGCAUCCUUGUAAUUAUGGAAGAAUUGUUAAACCAGGGUGUUGUGGAGAGGGCUAGAGUUGAGGCAGUGACCGAUGGUGAAAUGUUGGAAGCUUCCUUCAGGCUGCUGGCCCUGGAGCACAAGGGCUGCCCCAAGCCUGGCCCCUACUACAGGUGGGCAACUUGCUCUCUGAGUGGGAGAGUGGAUGCUCAAGCAGCAGUGGAUGCACUCCUAGAGCAACAUCAACAAGCAGGUGACAGCUGCAAAACACAGCCGGAGGUGGAUGCGCAGGUGGCGAAGGCAUAUCUGCGGCUGGGCGAGGCCUAUGUGGCCGAGAGGGAACACCCUGACAGGGACUGCAGGAGGGCUCUCGAGGCGUUCAUUCGCGGGUUGGAAUUUGAUCCGCGCAGCGAGCGGCUGAGGGAGCUCAGGACGGAGACAGAGGGCGAGCUGACCGGACAGGAGAUAAAGGCAGUGCUCGGCGGGCUGCGCAAACCAGAAGGGAACGCGUCGGACGGCUGCACUCCAGCCAGGCUGUUCAGGGUGGAUAUAGCGCUGCGCUACCCUCAGGCGACGCACAGGGGAUUUGGAGCUAGGGCGCGCAAGGCGCUGCGGGCUGCGGUCGCGCGGGCGGCCGGCCUGACCGCACCGGCAGUGGCGUUUGACGGCGUGCGGCGGCUGGUGCAGAAGGAGAGCGCCGCCGGCAUCGUGGUCCGCGUCUGCGCAGAGACCGGGCGCGACAUCCUGGCUGCACAGUUCCUUGUCACAGCGCUCAAGGAGAACCCUCAGGAGCUUCUUGGAGGGGAGGUUCUAGCCAAGAUGCUGGGGCAGAUGGAUGCCAGCGCCCUGGAGGCAGAGAUAGUGGAUGUCACACCAGCACGCUGUGAGAAUCAUGAUGUAUCAGCAGGGCCAGAUUCGGCAGAUCUCAGCAUGGUGCCGGCGGCGCGGCCGAAGUUGGAGCUGGAGGUGCCGUACCGGAUGUACCGGUUGACGCGCGGCGACGGCGGCGCGCUGGAGCGGCCGGACAAGCACCCCUUCUGCAUGUCGCGCGUGUUCUACGACGGCGUUGACCGCCCUGAGGAGGCCUGGGCCCAGCUGGUCGACGGCUCCUGCCGCUGGCGCCAGACCGGCUCCGAGGUUAAGCUCAUCGCGCUCAAGGUGCCGGCAGAUGUCCCACCGCGCGAGCUGGCGGUGAGCUUGGAGCCAUUUCACAUCCGUGUGGCACAUGCGCUCAGCGGAGAGGUGUACCUUGAGGGAGACCUGGAGCGCGGCAUAGUGCCGGAGGAGAGCGUGUGGAUGCACGGUGGCGGCACCGGCGAGGACGGCUGCCUGCUGCUGCUGCGCAAGAUGAACCUCGAACUGCUGCGCAGGCACUGGAUGCACAGCGAGAUGUGGUGGCCGCGCCUGUUCACGCACCAUGCAGACAUUGCAUGGGACGAUUACGAGAAGGACUACAGCGACCUGCCGGCUGAGGUUCUGGCGCCGCACCGAGCGGCGGAGAUUGCACGCGACGCCGUGCGCCGGGUCGAGGCCGCCGAGAAGGACAAGCGCGAGGUUCUACAGGCGCGUUCCCUCUUUGGAGAGGGAUGA
Coccomyxa subellipsoidea C-169 is the source of this 1860-nucleotide messenger RNA. RefSeq lists its product as hypothetical. The transcript has 15 exons. NCBI's taxonomy places the organism in Eukaryota, Viridiplantae, Chlorophyta, Trebouxiophyceae, Coccomyxaceae. The record is from RefSeq and is a predicted model, not a curated record. The coding region runs from base 1 to 1860 and encodes 619 amino acids. Gene Ontology annotation, cellular component: TRC complex; membrane. Gene Ontology annotation, biological process: post-translational protein targeting to endoplasmic reticulum membrane. Gene Ontology annotation, molecular function: protein binding; molecular adaptor activity.